Messenger RNA from Porites evermanni, 4284 nucleotides. NCBI's taxonomy places the organism in Eukaryota, Metazoa, Cnidaria, Anthozoa, Scleractinia, Poritidae. The record is from the annotation of a GenBank genome assembly.
AUGCGGGCUAAGCAGGUUGGUAAUUUGGCAGGAGUUAAAAUCAUUCGAGGAGAGAACGAUUGGAAGUGGUACUAUUUAAAUGAGGUCAGUAUCAGGGCAUGGCCUUUUGAAAUUAGCAGAAAUAGACAACAAGGAAGCCAACGAUGUCAAAAGACAAUAAAGCAACAAAUCACUCGUGAAAUAAUAGACCGAAUAUAGAAUAUAUAGGUGCAAACGUUUGCUUGUACACCAUUCAAAACACCCUUAUUUCGAUGUUUUCAGGCGAUUUAGACUAACGUUUAUAGAGACAUUAAGGAAUGCGUUUUGGUAAACUAUGCUUUACAGCGAUGCCAGCUAUUAUAAGCAAUUAGCCGAGUUACAAACUCUGAAUUACUCUAAUCCACUCUGGACCAGAAUUUCUUCAUUUUCAUGUUAGUUUUUUCUCGCCUUUUCUUCAUUGCUUUUUCUCUCAGCCUUUUGAUAACUGAUGGCAUGGGUUCAAUAUCGUACAACGUUUCAGUUUGAAGUUUCAAGGGGAUUAGAUCCAUCUUUUGGAAAAAUUAUUUGCAAUUGUGAAAGACUUUACUUCUAAGUAAUUCUUGCUUUUCUAUUCUGUUACCCCUAGCCUUCUCUCGUUUUCGUUUUUCUCUAGAGAAUCUUCGAUAGCCCAAUAAAACUUCCUGUUGCUUUUAGAGGAAGUAAGAUUUGAAGACCCACCUUACAAAGACGUGCUAUUUUUUCACGUCCUCGUCGUCGAGUCGCGAAAGUAUCUGAAUCAUCCAUGUCCAAUUGAAGAUGGGGCCUGGCAUGACAUUCUGAAUAUAUAUUUACUUUCUUGACCCAGAUAGCUGUUCGAAAGGAAGGGAACAAUCCAUGGGUUAUUUUACAACACAAUAGAUACUUCGGGUAUCGCCAACGUUCGGCUAUUAUUAUACGAGGUAAUGUAACAAGACUUUUUCAGGGACCGCGGAGGACGUUUUAGAUUGGGGGCGCAAUAUCCCAAGCGCAAGGUUUCUAGGGGAUCCAGGGGCAUGCUCCCUUUGAAAAUUGUGAAAAAUUGAACUUCUAGAAUCGCUAGAAAUGCAUUUAAAAUUGAUAGUCGUGAAAAAAAUGGUUGUGAAUGUAUAUAAUGGGUCUCCCGCAAAGAAAAAAAAAUGCUGUUUUGCGUAAAAUAAAAGUUUUAAAAAGCGUAAAACAAAACCACAAACAAAACAAGUGAGUAAGGGCAAUCGCCGCAAAAUUAUUGUCCCCCGCUCCGCGGUCCCUGGUUUUACCCUACCAUUUGAAGGGGAUAGCGUUUUUGUUAAUUGCUUGUUCCUAUCAUUUACGCUCCUCGAUAGGUCUCUUACAACUUUAAAGUGAAAUUAGCACACCUCCUUUGCGCUGUGGUUACUUCCGCCUGAGAAUGACAAUAAUUUUGAAACUCAAAAUUUUCUGGAUUUCAGUACAGUGAAUUUCAAGUUGCUUUCUAUGCAAAUACAUGUAUAAUACCAUUAAGAGCCAUCACUGAACAAAUUGAUCACGUUAUGAUAUAAAACCUUAGCUUAACAAAAAGUAUGGCUUGUUAUUCUUUUUUGUCUGCAAUGCAGCAUGUGAGAGAGGAUUUCAAAGGAAUAAAAAGUACAAAUGUUUGGGUAAGUGCUGAAGUUAAAGCUGUAUCUUAAGAUUAUGGUUUCUGGAUAGAUUUAAGUUUAAAUUUGUCGCUGUUGUUGUUGUUUUUUUAAAUCUUAUUUUUGCACUAAUUCUGUUUUUAUAUAUAUUUAUUGAUAAUCGCAUUAGAUAAUUACAUUUACAAUACUACAAAAAAGCAUUUUAACAAUAGACAUUAACAGAGUAAAGCAAAAUUAAUCGUUAAAUUUUUACAGGGCUAAAAGAAAUUAGAAAAAAGUACAACAGGGUAAUGAAAUAAUACUAAGUUAAGACAGUUAAAUAAGGCGUCAGUAUCCGUUUUCUUUUAAAGAAAUCUUUGUUGCUGAUUUUUUUUUUCUGUUUCAUUCUAGCGAUGAUCUUCGCCCUAAGUCCAUAAAUGUUUGGAAGUAUUUGUUUGCUCCUACAGUCCCGCAAAUAGAGUUUUCCAAUAAUUAUCAAAUAGUUCAGCAGUUGAAGUAAAGGGCAAGCAUUUUCCGUCAAAAUUCUAAAGAGCACAUUUUCGAAGCAGAGACGAAUUCGUUGAUUCGUAAUAGGGCACUAAUAUAAUUCGAAUUCAAUCCAAAACUGUUUAGAACGUGAGCAGUGAUAGAACAAAUGGGUUAAUGAUUAGGGCUGAUUGUCACAGAAAGUACAUAAAUCAUUUGUAAAAACCUAUUUUAUAUAACUUUGUAUUUGUGUAAAGAAUUGAGCUAAUUACUUUGCACUGGAAGGCUUUAACAUACUACUCGACAACGAUAGAGUGUGGCAGCUUAAAUAUUUGUUUCAGAUGGUCGCUGUUAAAAUGAAAGUUACUCCGUAACUUUUGAAUAAUAUUGGGUGGUUUAGCUUUUUCCUGAAACUGAUGAUUUAAGUUAAUCGUCAUUGGACUUAAUACAGAUAUCGAUGAGUGCAAGCGUGGUAAUGGUGGCUGUCAUCCCAGUCAGCAAUGCGUGAAUACCCCAGGAAGCUAUUACUGUAAAUGCAAAACAGGGUUCAAAAUACCGUCGGACCACAGAAGUGGAAGGGGCUGCAUUGGUAAGCAAGGAAAUGAAAUCAUUUAUACUUUCCAUAAACAGACACACGUAUAACGCGCCUGAGCUAUUUUGAAAACUGCGUUAUGUCAAACGAAACACAUGUCGACACAAUAUUAUAAUUGUCAUGUUUAUUACCAGUAGUAGCAGUAGCAGUAGCAGUAGCAGUAGCUGUAGUAGUGGUAGUAGUAGUUAUUAAAAUAAGCCAAAAUCAAGCGAGAAUAAUGGGACUGAAUGAGAGGACGGAAUGAGAGAGGGCGUUCACCGAUGUAUGUAAAUUUCACUUAAGUUAUUUUUGGAGUUUGUAAUUAAACGGAAGUCUAGUUACUGAGACGUAAGCACAUUUUAAUUGAUGGUUUGAAAUGUCAUCAAGUCCAUGCGCGACUGCCUCAAUUAAAAAAAAUGCAGAAUAUUGUUAUGAUGACUGUUGAAUUCUCUCUGACAAUACUGAAUACCAGUUUGCAGACCUCUCACGAAACAAACUUCCGAUUAACUUCAAGCGUUUAACUGGUCUAAAAAUAACUUUGGUCAAAUUCACAUAUCCCAAGUACAAGUCUGGGCGUUUCCCUCUCCAUCCGAUUAUUCUCCAUCUCUUGAUAAAAUAAAAUAAAACAAAAGCAAAUAUAAGCUGCACAGUGAAAAUGAUCAAAGUAUCAAAAUGUUGGGUAAUUUUUAUACUGCAUACCGUAUUUUCUCGAAUAACUGCGCGUCAGUCGUUUAUUUGUAGUAUGAUAAACGUACGGUGUAAAGGCAGUAUACAUGAUUGUCAAGAAAAAUGACCAAAAACCAUCUUUUCUAAAAACAGCAGGUCGGAACAAACUUGAGAAAAUACGGUAUGCUUUCUUUUCCACCCAUCGAUUAGUUCCUUUUUCAUAAACCUUUUUUAAUCACUGAUCAUAAAUGUUUUUCUUUUAAGUGUAAUUUUUCAAAAUUAACAGUUUGAUAUAGCUAGUGUCUGUGGUUUGCGUGUUCCAAUAGGCUGAUUUAGCAACAGAACGGGAACGUCUGUUGACAACGGCGCCCGCAAAUCAAACACCUGGCUUGACCAGUUGCUGAGCGGCAAAGUGGGCACCGGAAGUCGAGUUUAGUCCUUUCCGCGCGCUUUCCCGUCGUCAAAUAACGUUCCCGUUCUGUCGCUAAAUCAGCGUAAUAUCUCUUUGCUCUAAGACCUUAAGCUCUUACUCCAGUGAUAUAAACACUAGUAUUACUUAUCUUGAAUGGCAAAGAAUACAAAAUACCAUUCACCGUUUUGUUACCUGAGUGCCACGGCGUAAAACCUGAAAACCAUCAUUCAAACUGUCAAGUUAAAUUAUUCCAAUGACUUUAAGAGUCCAUCGGGUUACCGAGUUUAGCGGUGGUAGAGGUGGUUGCAGUGGUAGUUGCUGGCGAUGCAGAAGAAGUAGCAUUGGCUGUAGUAAAAAUACUAGAUUUUUUCUUUAUUUAUGCCAUUACCACAGCCAGCAAACAUUUAUCAAAUCUUUUUUAAUCAUAAUACUCGUUUACACCCAAUACAGAUAUCAAUGAAUGUGAAAAUAAGAACGGUGGCUGUCAACACGAAUGCGUGAAUACCCCAGGAAGCUAUUUCUGUAAAUGCAAAACAGGAUUCAAAAUUCCAUGGUACGACAGAACUAGAAGGAGCUGCAUU